This is a messenger RNA of Closterium sp. NIES-67, 979 nucleotides long. The record is from the annotation of a GenBank genome assembly. Lineage: Eukaryota; Viridiplantae; Streptophyta; Zygnematophyceae; Desmidiales; Closteriaceae.
CCAAGAUACCUGCCAGCGUGUUUUACAGCCUGCAUUGCCUUCCUCCCUCCCACUCCCACGAGCAGUUGGACAAUUGUUGUGUCCAAGCAAAUGAUUGAGCUCGGAGCUCGUUUUGAUAGAAAUCUCGUCGGCAUAACUUAGAUCACACAGCCAAACCUCGACCUCGAUCACCAAGCUAAACGACAGUGUGUUUUUAGACCGCUCACACCGCAUCUGUUCAGCUAACUCACGUUCAAUCAACAUUAAUCACCCUAUUUGCCUCGUCUACCUGAUUCUUCUGCGCGGUGCCUGCGGAAACAAGCGAAACUAAACGGCGUCAUAGUGCGGCGAAGAAUCGCGGCAUCGCAUCUCCCCUUCGGAGCAUCGUGUAACCAUUGUGUAACCAUCGUGCUGCGCGGUCACCGUUACGUAACCAUGAGCUGCUCGACUCAUCGCGCAACGGAGCAUACGACGACAGAGCGGGUCUUGCAACACGUAACCGCUGCGAUGCCCAGGUUACCAGCAGGCUGCGGUUCGCACGCGCAGCUUUUCCAGCCGACUCCUCGCUUUGUGAAUGGAUCCCUGGAAAUUUACUUGGAGCCGCUCGAUAAAGGCACAACCGAUACAAGCACCCUUGAAGCCACCCGUGUGCGUGUACUGGGCUCACGACACGGCUCCGUUCGUCGACAACGGAUCGUUAACUUUGACAGAAACAUCGUCGAAGAAGCUAACGUGAAGUCCAGUGACGGCUGGAGUAGUCGGCGCCUGGAGAUUCUCGGGUCGCGAAACGGAACCCCGCGACGCCAAGUAGGGUCAGGAGGUAUUGCGAAGGGCACGCUAGGAGGGACGUGCGUGGGGGGCUCGGUUCUCGUUAGUGCUGGCUCGAAAGAAGGCAACGUGGGGUCAGAUUACUUGCCAUCUUUACGCUCAAUCUAGGUUUCUUGUACAAUCAUUUUUUAACAUUACCAAUUUAUUGUUGACUAUAUUUUGUUUAGUGAAG